CUUGUUUUCAUCGGUGAGAUAGAUGGAGAAAGAGAAAGAAGAUGCAUCCCGCAUAACAGUUCCUAUCACCAAUCCAUCAAUCCAGGACAACAUAUCAAGACCACUGUAUCCAACUUUUUCAAAUUACAUGCCAAGUUACUACGAUCCAAUGUCUCAUGCGUGGUUACCACCUUUUGUGCCUCCUCCAAAUGCCAACCCAUAUCUAUGGAGCAACCAGCAACACCCAUGGAGCUCUACUGCCGCUGCAACGUCAAGUACUACUGCCCUAAGUAGUUCUGCUGCCUUGUAUAGUUCUGUCAUGCCAAUGAUGGGACCUCUUCUAAAUACGUACCCAUAUCCAUGGAACAACCAGCAACACCCAUGGAUCUCUACUUCUACUCCCAUGUCUAGUUCUGCAAGUAGUGUCAGCUCUAGUGUAGCUGCGAGUUCUAGUGUACAGAGCAGCGCUAGCGUCGCUUCAAGCUCUUGUUCAGCUUUACCAGCAUUUGUUCCUCCAACUUCUACCAACCCAUAUCCAUGUGACAGUGUGGUGAUGUUUUUGAUUCUCCACAUGCAGUUUCUUUUACAUUAUCUAGAACAUACUUUUUCAUGCCAUACUUUUUUCUCCUAAUUUACAGGAAAAUAAAGUGCAGCAAAGUAACUCUAUUGAAGAAAUUAGUGAGGCCACAUCAGACUCAAUAGAAGUUGAAGCGCAAUCUACUGCCUCUUUGGGUAAUACAGCUGAUACCAAAGAGGCUAGCACUGAUGGGGGUGAUACCACUGAGGAGCCAAAGCUAGGGAUGACUUUUGAGUCGGAGAAUGAGUUGAUUAAUUACUAUAAACAUUACGGAAAACGAUGUGGUUUUGGCGUAAUGACACAAAGGAGUAAAAGGGAGAAAGAUGAGACUGUGAAAUAUGUCACUGUGGGAUGUGCUCGGGGUGGCAAGGCACGAAAUAGGGCGUCAAACGUCUCCAAGCCUCGGCCAACAAGCAAGACAGACUACAAGGUAAGGAUGAAUGUCAUGUUAAAGGAUGGGAAGCUGUGUGUCACAUCCGUAUUUAACACACACAAUCAUGGGCUUAGUCCAAGAAAAUCCAGAUUUUUCAGAUGCAACAGAGAAGUUAAUGAGUCUGUUAAGAGGGUGUUGGAUACUAAUGAUGAGGCUGGUAUACGGAUGAAUAAAAGUUUCCAUGCUCUUGUGACUGAGGUGGGUGGGUUUGAGAACGUACCAUUUGGAGAAAAAGAUUGUCGUAAUUAUAUUGACAAGGCACGACACUUGCGCCUUGGUAAAGGUGGUGCUCAAGCGCUGUUUGAGUAUUUUAGAAAGAUGCAAUUCAAGAAUGAUGGUUUUUUCAGCCUCAUAGAAUUGGAUGAUGAUGAUAGACUGAAAAGUGUACUUUGGGCGGACGCCCGUAGUAGAGGGGCCUACAACUACUUUGGAGAUGUAGUAACAUUCGAUACCACAUACCUGACAAAUAGGUAUGGAAUGCCAUUUGCACCUUUUGUGGGUGUAAACCAUCAUGGACAGUCAAUCCUUUUGGGUGCAGGCCUUAUUUCAAGUGAGGAUACAGAAUCGUUUGUUUGGUUAUUUAAAACUUGGCUUGAUUGCAUGGAUGGAAAAGCGCCGAAUACUAUCAUAACAGAUCAAGAUCGCGCAAUGAAAAAUGCGAUAGCUAUUGUCUUUCCCAACACGCGGCAUAGAUAUUGCUUGUGGCACAUAUUGCGAAAGGUGCCUGAGAAGCUUGGUUCCCAUGCUCAAUACAAAUGUGGCCUGAAAAGUAAGCUACUAUCUUGUGUCUAUGACUCUCUUACAAUCGAGGAGUUUGAGAAUUCUUGGAACAGCCUGAAGGAUACUUUCAAUUUACAUGAAAAUGCAUGGUUGCAAAACUUAUAUGCGGAAAGAGAGUUUUGGGUGCCGGUAUAUUUAAAGAACUCGUUUUGGGCUGGAAUGAGUACAACUUAACGCAGUGAGAGUAUGAAUGCUUUCUUUGAUGGUUACGUGCAUGCCAGGACAAACCUUAAAGAGUUUGUUGAUCAGUUCGACAAUGCAUUGAAGAAAAAAAUUGAGAACGAAAACCAAGCUGACUUCAAUUCAUUUAACUUCACGGUUCCUUGCAUAUCACACUUGGCUUUUGAGAAGAAGUUUCAAGAUGUAUACACAAAUUCAAAAUUUAGGGAGGUUCAACAAGAGAUAAUGGGAAUGAUAUAUUGUCAUUAUCGUUUCGAGAAAAUGGAUGGAGUAAUCGCAACUUACUCGGUCGAUGAUCAAGUUAAGGCUGAAGAUUUCAUCAAGGAGGUUACUUACACUCUUUACUUUAAUGAGACCGAAUGUGAGGCGAAGUGUGUUUGUGGGUUGUUUGAGAUGCGAGGGAUCAUUUGUAGACAUAUUCUUGCCAUCUUUUCAGCUAAGAAAGUUCGUGAGUUGCCGGAAAAGUACAUAUUGGACCGGUGGAGAAAAGACAUAAAACGUAAGUAUACGUUUAUUUCGAGAAGUUAUGACAUUGCUGAUCAGAGACCCGAAACUGUUAGGUAUAAACGUAUAUUGAAAACUUUCAAUGAGGUAGUAACAAAUGCAGUUUCGUGCGAUGGGCAUACUGAGGAAAUGAUUUCGAAGUUAUAUGCGAUGAAUGAGGUAUGGCGCACUUCGAACCCCAAGGACAUAGAUUCUAAUGUUGGAGGAAGUACCGUGAAUGCAGCCACAGAAGGAAGUUCCAAAAAGGUGCUAAGUCCCAUGUUGUCAGAGGCAAGGGAAGACCCCCGUGUAAGAGGAGGAUGUCAACGAUGGAGGAACAAUUGAAGAAAAUUAAAACUAAGGCUGUGAAUAAGAAAAAAGAUAAGGAAAAAAAUAGACCGAGGCGUAGAUUGGAUACUGAACUAUUGGAAAGUAGUGGAAACCAACUCGGGAUAUCGGAAAUGAGGGUGCAAGAAAAUGUACAAACUUCCAUAAUGGUGGAUCAAGAAAGUGGACAACAAACUCCAGUGAUAGGGACAC
Molecule: messenger RNA, 2972 nt
Organism: Juglans microcarpa x Juglans regia
Lineage: Eukaryota; Viridiplantae; Streptophyta; Magnoliopsida; Fagales; Juglandaceae
Product: protein FAR1-RELATED SEQUENCE 5-like
Exons: 5
Coding region: 780-1943 (387 amino acids)
Source: RefSeq, a predicted model, not a curated record